Brettanomyces nanus is the source of this 2193-nucleotide messenger RNA. RefSeq lists its product as uncharacterized. Gene Ontology annotation, cellular component: endoplasmic reticulum; membrane. Gene Ontology annotation, biological process: protein O-linked glycosylation via mannose. NCBI's taxonomy places the organism in Eukaryota, Fungi, Ascomycota, Pichiomycetes, Pichiales, Pichiaceae. The coding region runs from base 1 to 2193 and encodes 730 amino acids. Gene Ontology annotation, molecular function: dolichyl-phosphate-mannose-protein mannosyltransferase activity. The record is from RefSeq and is a predicted model, not a curated record. The transcript has a single exon.
AUGGCUGCUAAGCCAAUUGAGUUAAAUGAUGAGCCAGAUACUCAGUUUUCUUCAGAAAAGGGACCGCUGAGAGCUUUCGUGUCUAGGAAAACAUCUUCUGUGCCGUUGCAAAUCAACGUUACUGAAAAGAUUCAUUUACUCCUUCUACUGAUUGUUGCAAUUGCUGUUAGACGAUGGAAUAUAGCAGAACCUCCUUCCGUCGUUUUUGAUGAAUCGAUCGUGGGAAAGUCAAUUAAUAACUAUUUGACACAUGCAUUCUCUUUAGACACAGAUCCACCUGCCGUUAAACUUCUCUACACUUGGUUAGUUGAGCUGUGUAACUAUGUUUCCCCUACUUUCAAUUUUAAUACUGGCGAAUCCUACUUGAAUUCAGAGUCGCAACCAUUUUUCCCCUACACAGUGACUAGGGGAUUCAGUUCAUUAUUGGGCGGAUGCACCAUCUUAUUCACCUAUAGGACACUUAGGGCCUCUGAUGUGAGGCAUUACAUUGCCCUCUUUGGUGCAUUCAUUGUGGCAUUUGAGAAUUCAAUAUCUGAACAGUCCAGAUUCAUGUUUGUGGAUUCACCUAUGCUUUUUUUCAUUGCUUUUGCUGUGUCCAUGAUUAAAACAUUACAGAAUAGUAGAGCCUUCAGCAGGAAAUGGCUCUCUGUUCUAUUUCUAUCUGGAAUUUCCUUAGGAUUUGUCAUUUCUUCAAGAGUUAUAGGAAUAUUCACUUUGAUAUGGGCCAUACUGGUAACUAUCAAGGAGACCUGGUUUGACCUUGGUGAUCUUAGAUUGAAGACGAGCUUCGUUAUGAAGACCGGCUUUUCAAAGCUCACUGCAUUCCUCACCAUUCCAUUUACCAUUUACUUGUUCUUUUUUUUUAUCCAUCUCAACAUCCUGACUAAUAAAGGUCCUGGGUAUGGCAAAAUGAGUCCCGAAUUUGAGCGUGGUCUUGCUCAUAAUCACUUAAGCAACCUUAUUGAAGAAGUUUCUUAUGGAUCCGAUAUUAUGCUUAGGAAUUUUCAUUCUGGUCAAUAUCUUCACUCCUACAACGGUACCUACCCUAACGGCCAUCAGCAAAUUACUCUAGUAGAUGAUUAUCAAGACGAGGAAAAUCUAUGGUUUGUGGAAGAAAGGGUUAAGGCAUUAGGAAAUGAGCUCUUGGAAAAACUCAAACCUAUUCGGAAUGGAAAGACGCUUCGCCUAUUUCACAAGAACACAAAGGCCUUUCUUCGCAUUCACGAGAGCAGUAAACCCGCUCUUUCUGAACAGGACUACAAUAAAGAAGCCUCUGCUUUAGGUAAUGAUUCUUGGACAGGCGACGAUUUUGCGGACUUUGAGGUAAAGAUUGCUUCAGAUUACUGCAAAACAGAGCAUGGAAAACAUACAUUGAAGGCUGGGAAUACCAUUUUUCAGCUUUACAACCGUAAAAAGAGCUGCUACCUUUUGGGAACUGAUAAAAAGCUACCAGAGGAUUGGGGACAUGGACAAACUGAGGUUAUUUGUAUUGAGAGUCCUACCUUUGUUAAAUCACUCUGGUUUGUUGACUACAAUAGACACCCUUUGUUCAAUGAGGAUUCGAAUACCGUUGAUUUCAAAAAGCUCAGCUUUUGGGAAAAGUUUAUCGAGACGAACAAUGCAAUGUUGAAGCUGUUUAGUGAAAACAAGUUUGAGCACGAGUACAUGUCGAAACCUAAGGAAUGGAUUUUCUUAAGCAGAGGUAUUCCAUACUUUGUGCAACCGGGCAAAACAAUAUACCUUUUGGGUAAUUUGAUCACUUACUACUUGGUAGCCUUUUCUGUCAUUAUAUUUGGCCUUUGGGAAUUGGGGAAACUCAUCACUUGGAAUCCUAAUAGGGUCACCACUUCCAGUGGCAGGGUCUACGACUAUGAAUUCCAUGGCUUGGACUUCUUCAUCGGAUACCUGAUCAACCUAGUGCCAUUUUAUCUAAUGGAUCAGACUGUAUUUCUCUUCCAUUAUAUUCCCGCUCUAUAUUUUGGUAUCCUCUUAGUCUGCCAAACAUUUGAGUUUAUCGUGUCUAGAAGGGCCAAGGUUGGUUACUGCUUCAUGCUUUUAUGGGGUGUCGCUAUCUUAGUGACCUACAUAGAAUUCGCUCCUCUUAUCUAUGGACUCAAGUGGACAAGACAAGCUUGCGAACGUAUGUUAAUAUCCCCAGCGUGGGAUAACUUGUGUCUUGCAUAUGCAGAAUGA